AUGUCAGUUACUAAAAAACCUGAUUUAAGCGAUCCAGUUUUAAAAGCAAAAUUAGCUAAAGGGAUGGGUCACAAUACUUACGGUGAACCAGCUUGGCCAAACGAUCUAUUAUACAUGUUCCCUGUUGUUAUUUUAGGUACUUUUGCAUGUAUUAUUGGUUUAUCAGUAUUAGAUCCUGCGGUUAUUGGUGAACCUGCUAACCCAUUUGCAACUCCACUUGAAAUUUUACCAGAGUGA
Volvox carteri f. nagariensis is the source of this 237-nucleotide messenger RNA. RefSeq lists its product as uncharacterized. The coding region runs from base 1 to 237 and encodes 78 amino acids. The record is from RefSeq and is a predicted model, not a curated record. Gene Ontology annotation, cellular component: thylakoid membrane. NCBI's taxonomy places the organism in Eukaryota, Viridiplantae, Chlorophyta, Chlorophyceae, Chlamydomonadales, Volvocaceae. Gene Ontology annotation, biological process: photosynthetic electron transport chain; mitochondrial electron transport, ubiquinol to cytochrome c. The transcript has a single exon.